AUGAACCCCCCACAGCCGCCAGGUUUCGCCGCCGAGUUUAUUGUUGAAGACCCAGGCAAACCCGUCCCCCAGAGGCCCGUCCGGAGGCGGGGACUGGAGACUCAGAGAAAAUGGAUCAGAAACUGGAUGAAGAGGCUGCCUCAGGGAGACGAGGACUGGGACAACAACUCGCCGUCGACGCCAGACGAUAUCCAGCGCCUGCGUGACCGCCUGACACUGUCCCACAUCCAGUCCCGCCACGAGAUGGACUGGGCGACUCUCCUCGACACCUACGCAGCUGCCGCCAAAGAUUUUGAGGGCCGAGAACUUCAGCUUCACAGCAUGGUCAUGGUUGCCGCCUGUCACGUGGCGUACAAUAACGGUUUGCCCAGGGACGACAUGCUCCAGGCCAUGGCCAAGUGCAUCAGCGGCGGCAGUGACACUCUGAGGUCGAAGCGAUUCGCGCUGCCCAAGUGCAUACUGAUCGGGGACGAGCUUGCCAGCGUGCUCGGCGUGCGAGCUUACGAGCUUCCAUUAAGAGUCAACUCGUACUUUACUUUCGGCCAGCACUUUACCAGCGAGUGCUUUCCACUCCUGCGCGAGGAGUCUGCCGUUGCCCACCGUCCAUCCACACCACUGCCCUCGGAGCUGCUCCGAAUCCCAAGUCUCGUCUUUGACCUGUGCAAUGGAAAAGUCAGCCGUAAGCAGGUUGAGAAAAGUCUGACCACAGGCACUUCGAGGUCGACCGCGGGCGGAAGCGGAAGCGGUACAGCGUCGGACGCGAAUACAGACCAUGACAUGAUACACAUCAUGAAGUGA
Molecule: messenger RNA, 798 nt
Organism: Fusarium falciforme
Lineage: Eukaryota; Fungi; Ascomycota; Sordariomycetes; Hypocreales; Nectriaceae
Exons: 3
Coding region: 1-798 (265 amino acids)
Source: RefSeq, a predicted model, not a curated record